Messenger RNA from Mobula hypostoma (lesser devil ray), 4496 nucleotides. RefSeq names its product ankyrin repeat and BTB/POZ domain-containing protein 3-B-like. Gene Ontology annotation, molecular function: protein heterodimerization activity. Bases 66 to 3083 code for a protein of 1005 amino acids. The transcript is spliced from 17 exons. NCBI's taxonomy places the organism in Eukaryota, Metazoa, Chordata, Chondrichthyes, Myliobatiformes, Myliobatidae. The record is from RefSeq and is a predicted model, not a curated record.
GCCGGGCCAGGAAAACCAGUCACAACUAGAGAAAGUCUGUGUAGAUCUCAGUAGUGCUGCUCCCAAUGAUCCGGCCGAGAGGAGCCCAGACCAUGUCCGGGCUCCACAAAUCGCUGGGCAGGAACUUCGAGAACCUGACUUUGGACUCUGGCUAUGGAGGAACCGGAGCCUCGUGCAGAUCGUCCACUCUGUCGCUGCCCCACUUGGGGAACACCUGGUACUCCUUUCCUGCGACGGCCAGCAAAAGGUACACGAACAGCUGCGAGACGCUGGACACCGGGUUGCUGGAAAGCUCCGGACCUCUAGAGUCACCGGACUGUUACCCCAAACUGCCCCACUUGGAAGAGGUGCCCUGGUCCGAGCGGGAGGUGGGGGAGAUCGUGGGGAGGUGCAGAACCGGAGGUCUGGCCGCUGAUAGCCAGCUGCUGAAGAGACUUUCCACCUACCUGGGCAGGGCGCUGGUCCGCAUUGCCCGGGAGGCGCAGAGAUUGAGCCGAGUCAGCGCGCAGUGUAGCAAGCACGAAGUGCAGGGCGCCGUCAAACUGGUCCUGUCCUGGGCCCUGUCCCACAGCUGCAUUGAAGCGGCCGUCAAGGCUCUGUCCGCUUACAACAUGAGCUGCAGAGAGCAACUCAACGCCAGCAAGAGCUCCCACUGUAAUCUGACCUUCUCUGUCGGCCGCUUCUUCCGUUGGAUGGUGGACUGUAAGCUGUCGCUGCGCAUUCACGAACACGCGGCCAUCUACCUGGCGGCCUGCCUGGAGAACCUGCUGGAGGAGGUCUGCCUGAGACUGCUGGACCACCUGGGCGGCCGGGGCGACGAGCGACCCGGCGGACUGGACAAGGCGCUGGAGCAGGCUGUCGGAAGCGAUGCCGAUCUCUGGGGCCUCUUCCAGGCUCACGACCACCUGAUCUGCGGCAAAAACGCUUACGGUGUGCCCUGCCUUCCGACGUACCUCAGUAUGCAUGCAGAGCGCCAUCAUCAACAGCUCUACACCAGCCAUGACCUGAAGAACCUGGAACAAGCCAUGCUGGCAACCUCCGUGGGCACCAUUGCUGAACUCAGCGACUUGAUCUCUCACUCAAUGUACUACCUCCAGCAGUUUGGCGCUUUGCACCGUGACCAGGGGUUCCAGUUGCAUUUCAGAAAGGGCCCGUAUUCCUGGGAGCCGGAGGCGUUACACAGUCUCUACUACUACACCCACUGCCCACAGAUGGAGUGGGAGAAUCUCGGUGAGGAACCUCCCAAAGGGAAGCUGAACAACGAGAGGCUGUACGAGGUUCUGCCGCCAAUGGUCGAGUGGAUCAGGGUUUGCGUUGCUCAGGCAGAGUGUAGGAACACCUUGACAGUGGACAGUAUUGAUGUUCGACAGGCUGCCAGGUUACUGUUACCGGGCAUCGAUUGUGAACCACGGCAACUCAGGAUCACCAGCUCCCUGUGCGUAUCCCGUGGGCUGAAUGCCGAGCAGGCGGAGCUGAAGCUGAAACAGGAUCUGGGAUUUCAGAUGCUGAGCAAUGGCCGCACGGACCUGGUGACGGCCGCCGUUGCCUUACUGGGGCCGGAUGGAAUCAACACACUUAAUGAACAGGGAAUGACCCCGCUGAUGUACGCAGCUAGCAAUGGGGAUGAGGCCAUGGCACAAGUCCUGCUGAACUCAGGAGCAGCUGUUGAUAUCCAGGUGCCCAGCAACUCCCAGCAGUGGCCGUCCAUUCACGCAGAGACCCGACACUGGACCGCCCUCAGCUUCGCUGUGGCGUUUGGCCACCUGCCCGUCACUCAGCUACUGUUGGACGCAGGGGCCAACGUCGAAGGAGGGGUCAACGAGGAAAACUGGUCGGAAACGCCACUACAGCUCGCGGCUGCAGCAGGUCACUUUGAUCUCAUUUGCCAUUUAUUGCAAAAGGGAGCCGAUGUCCUGGCUGGGACCAUGGACAAAAGUGGCGUGGCUACGUCAAUGCAUGGAAUCACCAAUCCCUUCAGUCAAGCUGCUGCCCACGGACGCAGGAACGUGCUUCAGAAACUCAUUUCGCAGCCAGACACCGUGAACACCGACUUUGUGUCCCUGGAGGACAUUCUUGCCGAGGGAGCGGGGCUGAGCAAGCCUCAGGCUGCGAGCUUUGGCCUGAAUCGCAGUAGCAAAGCCCGCAGGAGAGUGCUGCAGGAUGCCCUGUACCAGAGUGCUGAGUACGGCUAUCUCGACAUCACCAUGGAUUUGCACAGGCUGGGUGUGCCAUGGACUGUACACUCGUGGCAGAAGUCCCUGAAGACCUCGUACGAUCAGCAUCGCUGCUCCGUCACCCUGGAGCUGUUGAAAGAAUUUGAUAGCCUAAAGGAUGUGUACAGCGAGGAGAUGAUCUCCGAGGGCCUGCCUCUCAUGUUCAACAUUUUCCGUCUGAGCAAGAACGAUGCUAUAAUUCGGCAGCUGGCUGCCAUUUUCACUCACUGCUAUGGACCCUACCAUAUCCCUGUGAUCCAGGACUUGAAGGAGAAGCUCAGGGUUCCAGACGAAACCAUCCCUCUGAACAACCAGGAGUGCUCAGACGUCACCUUCCUGGUGGGCGGGAAACCUUUCUAUGGCGAUCGCGAGCUGCUGACAUCAGCGUCACCACGGUUCAGAAUGCUUAUUGAAGCCUGCCCUUCUGUUGAUGACAAGGCCAGCAACCCAAUCGAGAUCCAGGAUGUAGCAUACGACACAUUUGAGUGUUUGGUUCGGUAUAUUUACAAUGGAGGAACAGAGGGACUGGAUAUCAGGAAAAACAGAGCCUUGGAGGUUCUCUCAGCUUCCAGCCUCUUCAAGCUAGAAUCGCUUAUGCAUCACUGCGAAGCCAUGUGUUCAAGAGAUUUGACCCUUGCUGACAGCUCCAAGACCUAUCAAAGGGCUAAGGUCGCCGGAGCAUCCAAGUUGGUCUCAUACUGCAUUGGCUACUUCCUGAAGAACUUGCUGUCCCUGCUGGAGCAGGAGUCUUUCCAGCAGCUGUUGAUGGACGAGGCAGUAAAAUCCGACCUCCUGGCAGACUUGCAGCAGACCCUGGCCUCCAGGAUGCAGGCCGUGUACCAGCCCAUCUCCAAGGAAACGACAGUGUGACGCACUGACAGGACCUCACCUUUGGAUGGCGAACAGCACUUAAUGUAAUUGGAGAUGGGUCUACUGGACAAGAUAUCGAGCACCACAGUUCAAUAGGCAUGCCUUAGAGUGGCUUGGUGUUGAAACAGAACAACCUUAAAUGUUUCCUCUGAGAGAAUCUGCCCCCUUCCAUUCCACCCUUGGUGAAAUAAGGCCAUCAGACCAUGAGGCAUAUAGGAGCAGAAUCUGGCCAUUGGGCCCAUCGAGUCUGUUCCACCUUUCCAUCAUGGCUGAUUUAUUAUCCCUCUUGAUCCCAUGCUCCUGCCUUCUCCCUGUAAACUUUGACAUCCUGACGGAUCAAGAACCGAUCAAUCUCUGCUUUAAGUGCACCCAGUGACCUGGCCUCACAGCCGCUGUGGCGAUGAAUUCCACAGAUUCACCACUCUCUGGCUGAAGGAAUCCCUCCUCACCUCGGCUCUAAAUGGACGUAUUUCUAUUGUGAGGCUGUGCCCUCUGGUCCUAGACCCCACCACCAAAGGAAACAUCCCCUCCACAUCCACUCUGUUUAGGCCUUUAAAUAUUCGAUAGGUCUCACUGAUACCUCUCCUCAUUCUUCUGAACACCAGUGUGUAUGGACCCAGAGCCAUCAAGUGGUUCUCAUACAUUAACCCUUUUGUUCCCAGGAUCAUUCUUGUGAACCUCCUCAAGACACUGUCCAUUGUCAGCACAUCCUUUCUGCAAUAUGGAAUCCAAAACUGCUCGCCAUACUCCCUGCGUGAUCUGAGCAAAGCCUCAGCAUCACACCUCUGCUCUUAUAUUCUAGUCCUCUUGAAAUGAAUUCUAACACUGCGUCUGCCUUUCUCACCACUGACUCGACCUACAAAUUGACCUUCGGGGAAUCCUGCACAAGGGCUCCCAACUCCCUUUGCACCUCUGAUUUCAGUUUACAGUCUCCUAUGGUCCGCAGGUAGACUGAUAGGAGAGUUCUGUGUGAGAUCGGGAAGCGGUAUUGACUGCUUCACAGUUCUGCCCCAGGCAUUCAAACGCAAAGCCAUACUGAGCCUCAGGUACUGUUUCCAAUAGCAACAGAAACCAAUGCUGAAGGGUCUCAGCCCAAAACAUCGAGUGUUUAUCCCUGUCCAUCGAUACUGCCUGACCUGCUGAGCUCUUCCAGCGUUCUGUGUGUGUUGCAGAGAAACCAAAGGAUUUUUUUUUAACUGAAGUGCAAUAUUGUGUGUAAACUACUGUAUCUUAUUGCUUAAUUUAAUGCUCUUUUGUUAUUUUGUAUAAACAAGAUAUUAAGCAGAAGAUUAUUUAUAGAAAGUGUAAGAAAUCUGUGUUUUCAUCAGGCAUGAAAAUCAAAUGACGGAUUUCAAUGAUGUACAUAACUUUGAAUAGACUGGUAAAUCAGAUAGGUAAACCUUUUUUCUUUCA